Molecule: messenger RNA, 7922 nt
Organism: Ornithodoros turicata
Lineage: Eukaryota; Metazoa; Arthropoda; Arachnida; Ixodida; Argasidae
Exons: 6
Coding region: 597-6701 (2034 amino acids)
Biological process (GO): regulation of DNA-templated transcription
Cellular component (GO): nucleus
Molecular function (GO): transcription coregulator activity; protein binding
Source: RefSeq, a predicted model, not a curated record
UUUCUGCUAGCUGCUUCGGCAGCACUCCCCCAGUCUAUUUCAGGUAACAGCAUGGAUCGCCACCUCAGCUGCCGCUAUGGGAGUGGACGUCGCAAUUGAGUGACGAUGAUAUCCACUCCGGCAGAAGAAUCAGAGCGGGAACUUCACCAAUUCCUUCGAGGAGCCGGCCAUCUCUCCUACUACGACAAGUUCAAAGAUAUAGAUCAACAAGGACACAUCGGGGUUAGAACGGCAACAUGGAAGUCUCCACUCUAUGUCGCCUCUUAACAUUGAAUUGAAGGCGACAACCCAAGGACAACUCGCAGAGGACACAGCCUACCUUAGUGACACUAUCGGGUUCCUGGCAGACUGGUUUCAGACAAGUCAAAACUCACACAAGGGAACCAACUGACACUGAUAAUGGCACUUGGUAACGACGGAGAUAUCAACUACGUCUUCCACUGGAGAGCCAUGUUCCUUCCGAGUCACAUCACCAUGCUGGCCAUGGCGCUGGCCGUUGUGAAUACUCGCCGUCGGAAAUUUUAGCUUAGAUCGCCCCUUACUUCGAUUACGUAUUUUUCUUCUACGCAAAACACUUCAUUUACUUUGCAGUGGCGAUGACGUCCAUUCCUCAAAAGAAAUCAGAGCGGGAGCUUCAUGAACUCCUUGAACACGUGGACCUUCUCGAGUACUACGACAAACUCAUCGAGAUAGGCGCGGACAAUGUCCAGCAGCUUCGUGACUUGACGGAUGAAGAGCUUGGAGAAGUCAUUGACCAUGUAGGGAUGUCCAGGAAGCCCCUUCACGUGAAGAGGUUCAGGAAAGCACUGGAGCGGUGGACGGGACAGGCAGGUACACUAGGUUCAGGCACAUCAACUCGAGAGACGACUACGACAGCAUUGACAGAGCAAGCUGGCCCACAAUUGGACGAGGGAUCUCCUGAGACUGCGGACAUCAGGGCUGACAUGCACCAUGCCAUUGACAUGAGAGAUAUCGCGCAAGUGAGAGAGUGUCUGCGAGGAGUACCACAACUGAAGCUGUGGCUUCAUCCCCGUACAAAAGAAUCAGCUAUGCAUCGAGCUGUAAAGAAAAACUCAUUUAAGUCUUUCGGACUCCUGUUGUCACAGAAAUGUGAAUUCAAGAAUGAUACAGAAGGUGAUUGCCUCGAGCACUUGAAUCCUCUCCAACAGUCCGAACUCGCGCGGCAACGAUACUUCGUAGCUGGAUACGAAGGAUCCUACAUCAGUGUGCUCAAGGGUAAAUCAACCAGCGUAGCUGACUGUGCAGGAUUUCAGGGAAUUUUAAAUGACAUGUAUCGUUCUCUCGACAGCAACGAUUUACUUAAGCCUGUGUUGAAAGUCGCUUCAAUGGCACCUCAUUUGAACAUUCUCUUCGACUUCCAGCGAGAGCACACCCAGUGCAUGGUGGGUGGGUGCAGGACUAACCUUGGCAUGACUGAACCAGAAAAAGAAAGCGUCUUCAUUGGAGCGAAGGGACUUGACGGGGAACCAACAGAUGCCACAAAACGUCGCACCAAAGAAGUCGAAGGAACCCUGAUCCACGAGUUGUGUCAUUUGGCUCUUAACCUUGUAUACGGAAAUGGAGCAAAGCCGUAUUUGUGCACCGAUGGAAACAGAAGACAACAUUAUGCAAGUAUCCUCGAGGACGCCAGUGAUCGACAGCACGGUUUGCAUGAAAUCAUACGAUGGGCAUUUCAAGAGAAUGGCGAAGCUGAACUAAUAGUUCGAAUACCGCACAUUCUUGCUCUUUGUCCCACUGAAGGAAACACUAUUCUGGAGGAACAAGUCCCGAGGCUCUUCCAGUUUUUCAAACAGCACAUCGUCGAGGACAUGACACGGUACAUACAGGACGGUUGUCUGGGAAGAGAGACCGAAGUUAUCAGUGAAGAAAAUGGAAAAUUAGGGAAGGCGUCCUCCACAGAGAAACUAGGAAUAGAAUUCAUGGCGAGGAUCGAUGACUGUAUUCUGCUGCGUGACCCACCUAUUGUUCUUGUAGCGUCAAAUUUAACAUUCCUCGAAGUAAUGGUGAACGACCUCGUGAGGUCUGCUAGAGUACCAUACCUAUUUCUUGAGGCAUCGCAGUGGGGGGAGAGAACCCGGGACGUCCUGAUCUUCAAUAAGUGCAGCUUCUUGCUCUUGUCUUGCGAGGGAAAAGGGGAGCUGAGAGUCAUUCUCAAUUUCUCCAAAGAGCUGCAUGACGUCACCGGCAUGAAGAUAAUUCUGCUAACGUCAAAGGACAACCUUCAGCAUUGUCUCCAGACAAUGAAAAAGAGUAUGUUAUGUGAUAUCAAAAUUUAUCUGGACACUGUACACACAGCUACUUUUGAGAACGUCACCGACAAAUGCAAGAAUAAAAUUAUCAAGAGGUCACGGAUGGCUCUUCAGUCUUCCAACCAGCAGUUUUUUAUUAGAAACAUCCUCAACAUCGACAGGUUUUCGAAAACUUGCCAGGAGGAGACGUUUCUGACACUGUGCAGGGAAGGAGUACUAUAUUUUGGACCUGAACUGAAGGAACUUCAGGAGGACGUAAGCGAGUGCUACAUUAACCAAAAGUGCGGCAGGUCCGUUGAAGUUGACUUGAGUAAACUUAUGGAGCGUCGUAGAGACGAUGCUUUCGCUUUCCUCGGGUGCUCGAAGGAAACACUCCAGUCAUUUCUGCCCAAAGGCCUUGCUGUGAAGCGAAUGAGCAUCGUGGACAGUUUCGAGCAAAUUGUCCUCAUGGAGCAGGACAGUGACUAUGACCGCCUUGUCGCAACGGAACACUACAAGGGAAAGACAGUUCACCUUUUUGAAUUCUGUGAAGGGCGCUGCAGGUGGAAAAGAUCAAAUGGUGCGCUGAGUCACCUUCCCAUGACCGGGAAAGAAAUUCAUUCAGCGCGUAUCCUCCUUAGAGUAAGUGAGAAUGUCCUUGUUGUUUCCGGAGACCCAGGAGCGGGCAAAACCGUGCUGGCCACGCGGCUUUGCACUGAAAUCAAGAAAGCAGACAAGAAAGCAUGGGUACUUUACGUCAGUACUUACCCGAAGAGGCAAGAAGCAAUGAAAUUGCUUAAUGAAGAAACUGGAGGCAUCAAUUUCAAGCAGUUCGCAAAGUUGUGUUGCGUGAAAACAAGUGGACAAGAGUUUGAACUGUUUCAGCAAACUGUCACCGAAGGAAGUCCGUUUCACGUGUGGGUCAUUUUCGAUGCCCUUGACGAAACCCUGGAGAUGACGCGGAAAUAUAUCCUUGAGUUCACGAAGGUUUUGGCUCGAGAUAAACUGUCUAAAAUAUUGAUAUUCACACGCACGAUAUGCCGGAAUGCAAUUCAAGAUGAAAUGCACCUGGUGCCUUUCGACAUGGCUGCGUUCUCUGAGGAAGAACAAGACGAGUUUCUGCAGAAAUAUCAGCAAUCUCUACAGAAUCCGAUGACCGAUAAGAAGACAUUCAAGAGCAUUCUUAAUUGUGUUAAGGAGAAAGACAGCUCUCUUCUAGGAAAUCCUCUAAUUCUCCGAAUGGUGGCGGAGGUUGACCAAGGCGAAGCUUCUGACCCUGAUUACUGUGAACUGGUGCAAAGCAUGUACAGCUCCCAGGAUUGCUUUACGCUUCUCUCCCUGUACAGAUUGUUCGUCGAGUACAAAUACCUUCUAUAUCGGAUAGAAAAAAAGAAAGAGGACAGAAUGAGAGCCGCAAACGAAGAUGAUGACGAGACGCUGAAGCCCAUAUUUCAGGGUAACCACGCCCUUUUAGCCCUAAAAUUGCUUCUGCCCGAGGACGCCCUCAGGGAACUUGUAAGUGAAAGUGAAUGCAACGACUUAAAAACGAAGGGCCGUUUGAUAACGGCUGUCAAGGAGAACAAGCUAAAACAGGGUAUAAUAGUGUGCCUGACAAAUGAUACCCCUCAAUUUGUGCAUCAUAGCUUCGCCGAGUUUUUCGCAGCAGAUUUGAUCUUCAAGAGGGUGAAAGAGGCGAAUGCCAGAGGCGAUGUAAGGGUGGCACGUAUAGUUUCUGGCUUGUAUGGAGAAUCUAGCUAUGUCGGCAUGUUGACCUUCUUGGAUGGAUUUGCAGCGGAGCGACAUGCAAUGCAGAGCAGUAUCAUGAAUAACGACAUAGGAGGCGUCAUUGUUGAAGCAGCUAUGGAACACGCAUACUCCCAAGAUGCCCUCGAAAGAACACCUCUGCAUGUCGCUGCGCUGCAUGCUAAUCAAUUUAUCUUAAAUUACCUUUCAAUUGACGAAGUACUGACACAGCAAGAUAUGCUAGGUAUGACGCCUCUUAUGUACGCUGAUAAGAUUCACGCGUGGGAAAGACUGGACGCCUUCUGUGCUCGUAGCGGCGGUCUUGCUAUCAACUGGUUUGUCCAACUGCCGACAACAGUCGAAAACAUUACAUCGGAGCGAGAUUUUGAUCGCUCAGUCUUAGGUGAAGUCCUUUACGAGCGUUGUAAGGAACUCUUAUCUGUUCUGCUUAGAGAGUUUUGCAACAGUCAGAUGUGUUCCAGCGAAACCUGCAUCGAGCGUGCACCACGGUACCUGAAGGAGAACGUCAGUUCUGCGGCAGACGUGGCACAUACCCCUGUGAAUAUUGAUCGCAUUACGGAUGACGGGCAACGUACCCCCUUACAUAUCAGUAUCAUUUUUGGUGACACCGAUAUUGUCCGCCUGCUUCUUCCUUAUUCCUCGCCAGCUGUGAGUUAUAUGUGUACGGUUUCCGCUCUUUUCGGUCACACAAACAUCCUGAGGCUUCUACUUCCUUUUGCAUCAUCCCCCAGUGAUUGGUACACCACUGAAAACCGGCCAGAAGGUUUUCCCCUUCCCGUUGCGUGUCUAGAGAAUAUUGACGUUGUAGAACUUCUACUCCCCCAUUUCUUGACCCGAUCUCCAUUCUUAGAGGAGCUGCUGUAUAGCAGCAUUCUUCAUCGAUACGACGGAGUGACGAAAGCCAUUCUUCCUAACUCUGAUGCGAGGGAUCGCCACACGCAUCAGGAUACGGCGAGUUUGUACGCAAGCGUACGCUGUGGUUGCCUGGAAACAGUGAGACUUAUGCUUCCUUACAUAGGUCUGGAUGCAUGGGAUAAACACGGCAUCACUGCACUUUGUAUGGGCAUGGACGACAAUGAUUCUCUGAAUAAGAGUCUGGCGCGCAGGGAACCGCAAUUGGACGACACAGAAGACAAGACACUCAGUAAUCAUGACAUUGCCAUUACUAAGCUGCUCCUUCUUCAUUUGAACAUCGACUCCGUUAACAUUGACGGCGGAAUUGCUCUGCGGAUCGGCAUGAAGUACAGAAAGCACUCUUCCACUUUCAAGCUACUCCUUCCUCAUUUAUCACUUGCGUCUCGCAUUAUAAGUGAAGCAAAAUAUUCCCGUUAUACUGCAAAGACUGGAGAGCAGGAUAUCCUAAGGUACUUGAUCCCUAACACUCCAAUUAACACUCCAGAUGAAAACGGACAUACGCCGCUCCUUUACUGCUUCCUUAAUGGAUACUUGAAAGCGGCAAAGCUUCUCCUUCCUCUUACAGUGAUUGACGAUCUUUUAAACAAACCACUGCGUGUGAGCGUGCGCCUAAACUACUGUGAAUUUGUAGAGCUGGUUCUCCCCCACUCCUUCAAAAGCAGCACCGUCACCGUGCUGCUAGAUGCCGUUGAUAUGAGUGAUGCGGAUACCAAUUGCUAUACGAAAUUGCUUCUGCCUCACGUUGACGUGGAUAUUCGCGCAGUGGAGGAAAAGACUGCAUGGUGUAAAAGUGUGUACCGAGGUAACUGGGCAUCGGUGCAGCUCUUUCUACCUUACACGGAAAGAAGUGAUGGUGCCGUGAGCCAGAGCACGGCAUUACUAUUGCAUGCGUGCAAAAGAUCGACAGCCACCCGUGAACCAUCGAAGUCUAAAAAUAAACGGAACGUGGAAAUGAGCGUUGGAGAUGUCAAAAUAUUAAAACUGCUGCUCCUCGACAUGAAUUUAAACAGUGCGGAUGCAAAUCGGGCUUUGUCACUCGCCCAGAGCGUCACCAAUAUUCACGCAAUGAAGUUGCUCCGCCCUCAUGCAUCGGUGAGCAAGCAUAUGCUUCCUCAAUCGUCAUUCUGUAGCAGUAUAUCUGUAGCAGAAUUCAUCAACAGCGUUGUUAACUCUGAAGAAGACCAGGAUAUCCUAAGAAGUCUGAUCCCUAACACCCCAAUUAACACUCCAGAUGAAAACGGAUAUACGCCGCUCCUUUACUGCUGCCUUAAUGGAUACUUGAGAGCGGCAAAGAUUCUCCUUCCUCUAACAGUGCUUGACAGUGUAAAAGACACACCGUUCUUCGUGAGUGCCUCUCUGAACAAGUGCGAGUUUGUAGAACUGCUUCUUCCGCACUGCUUUAAACGUAGUAGCGAAAUCGGGUUCUUAGCAGCGGUUAAAAACAGGCAUGGUGAUGCAACGAAAUUGCUUCUGCCCCACGUUGAUGCGAACGAUCGUAAAUGGAGAGCGACGGCGUCUAGUAAAUGUGUGGAGGGAGGUGGAUGGGCAUCGGUGCGGCUCUUCCUGCCUUACACGGAAGCACGUGAUCGUGAAAACGGUCUGCAAAGGUCAUUGCAGCUGAGAGCUUUAAAACAGGCUAUCGCCAGUAUAUAUUCCUCGAGAGCAGAUGUUGCAACCCUUAGGGAAGAGAACGAUGAAGAUAUCAAUAUAUCGAAGCUGCUACUUCUCCACUCGAGCCUCAGUAUUGCUGAUGAGCCCGGGCUUUCCCGCUAGACAUGAGUGCCAGAAACAUGCACACGACGAAGUUCCUGGUGGUGGUGGUGGUGGUGAUAGGGCUUGCCGUUCCGACGAAGUUCCUCCACCCGUAUUUGCCGGCGAAUGAAUCUAUGAGAAUGGGUGUACUGCUCCUGCGUGAGCCCGUAGUGCUGGGAACGCCCAUGUUCAUAAAGGCGCCCUGCGUCACUCAUUGUUUAGCCCUAGUGACCAGGAGUGUUCUUCGACGCUCCACCUGUGCGUUUUCUCUCUCCAUCUCACUCUUUUCUCUCUCUCUCUCUUUUCUUUUUGGCAUACCUUCAAGAUCUUCAUCUAACCGGACAUCAACAACCGGACAUCAACUCAACACCGUUGGUGCGUGUGUUGACGUUCCUGGUUGAUAUCUGUUUACAACGAGAGCAGUUGAGGGCUUUCCUGAGGAUUUCGCAUCGCCGAAAACCAUUCUCUACCUUGGCGCGGGCUGAAGUGAAUAAUUCAGAAAAUGGCGGGCAAUGCAGGUUAGCAAUUUCAGAGAGUCACAAUGGUUAUGCCGUUGGCGUCACGUGCUUCAGACACAAAAUGGCGGUUGUCAGUUCACAUGUCAAGGCAUCUUGUGAGAGCCGCGCGCCUACCGGCUUCUUUGCGCCCGCGGCAGCAGUGGAGACGGUAUUGCUUGUGUAGGCUGAGGUGAACAGUGGCGAUGGGUCGUCCUGGGAAUCGCACAUGCUAAGGAUAAUCUUGGUGCGAACCACAAUCGACAGAGCAACUCAUGCAAGUAGCUACAGGCGAGCUCAAAUAAACAGCUGGGUCGCUAUCGCUGGUUUGAUGUCUGUGUAACUUGCAUCAUAUCUGCAAGUUUUUUUGUUUUUUGUUUUUUUUUGUUUUUUGCAGUAUGCGUCGUCUUGAUGCUAUUUGAUGUGACGUCUUGCAGCGAACCUUAUUGUGCACCUAGCGAUCUGUGCCAAUAUCUUACGAAGCGCGCUGAAGCUCGGAGUAAUGUCGACGUACGACGAAAUGACACUUGCUGCUAACGCCGCGCCUGCAUGGAAGCAGUGUCAUGAGUUUAAGGAAUUCACCUAUUGUAGGAGCACACUCCAGUUUUAGUGUGAUACCAUUAGCAUUAAUACUACUACUAACAACAAUAUAUUGAUGCAUAAUCAUAUUGUCAGAGUGUAUUUCAGUUAUUUAUAGGCCAUACGUUCCAUGUCUGCAUUUUUCGGUAAUAAAUAUUGCAACAGUUCA